Trichobilharzia regenti is the source of this 1055-nucleotide messenger RNA. The record is from the annotation of a GenBank genome assembly. NCBI's taxonomy places the organism in Eukaryota, Metazoa, Platyhelminthes, Trematoda, Strigeidida, Schistosomatidae.
UUCAUUUGAUACGUAACUUGAGAAUAUACACCAGUUGUGAUUGGUGCCUUGUAGUAACCUUGGUCAGGACAAAUUACUGAAUAGUCAAACUUUUUGGUAAUAAUAUUUUCCAAUGCAAUUUGAGAGGAUACUUUUAAAGCGUUGUUUCAUCAAACGUAAACGUCAGGUGACAGCUCAUAAGGAUGCAAAAAAGAAGGGUUCGGAAAUAAGCAAAUCUACCAAACAUUUUCCAAAAGUUGAAUACACUUUAGAAAUGCAGCCCCCAUUGAUUCACCUAAAUGAUCCUACAGAAUUUAUUUUGCAUAUCAUUGGAUCACAUGGUACACUGUUCGAGAGAGUUAAAUUCACUGAUCACGUUGCUGAAUCACAGUCAUCUGUUGCACAGAUUGAACAGAUAAAUGUUGGGAAUAUUCAAUACUUAAAAAUCAUCCCAAAUGUGGAGAACAUUUUAUCUAGAUAUAACAUGGAAAAGCUAAUUGUGACACGAACUUUAGAAGGUAGAGAAAUCUACAAUCUAUUGAAAAAGCCGCAAUUCAGCUCAUUAAUACCACCUAAAUUAAAGAACUAUUCAGUAAAAGAUCGUUCGCUGUUAAGUCACAACGAUAGUAAUGGUUCCGAAAAUAAAGAAUCAUUGAAUUUAUCUCUACCGCUGGCUGAUAAAUAUGUUUUUGGUGUGUUAGCACAUGAAAAUUUGGAGCCACCUAUAUCAUACCACCUCGAAUUUUCCAACGUCGCUGUUGAUUCAAUAAAUACAUAGAUCUACUGUCCCUUGGAUAAAACCGCUCAGAUACUUCUCCAACAGUGUCAACUGAAAUUUCCAAGGGAAAAUAUGCUAUCACUGGCACUUACAUAUUCUUACACCAGAAACUUAACUGUAAUUCUUGCAUCUUCCACAUAACACAAAGAAGUACAAUGACUAUACCAAGAAAAUAAACGUUUACUUCCCCCUAGUUUUUCUGAAACAACACUAGAGUCCAUAAUAACUAGAAAGCAGUGGUUACAAUUCAUCACUGCAGAUUCUGUUAUCCCCCCCCCAAAAAAACCAUAUAAUCAAG